Messenger RNA from Cygnus olor (mute swan), 4821 nucleotides. RefSeq names its product SET-binding protein-like. The coding region runs from base 255 to 875 and encodes 206 amino acids. Lineage: Eukaryota; Metazoa; Chordata; Aves; Anseriformes; Anatidae. The transcript has 4 exons. The record is from RefSeq and is a predicted model, not a curated record.
UGCAGCAGCGUUGGCCUCAGAGGGCACAAGUGGGAUGAGGUUUGUCCUUCAGAGACCAGUAGUGAGCAGCAGGAGGUGUUUACAGUGGCAGAUCUGAUCUCUUCUGAGCUCCUUGCAGCCUCUGGGUGACUGGGACGUUGAACUCGGCAGACAGCUGCAAUUCGUUCCCUGGGAUCCUACCUGCCCUUUCUCUCCCCCUCCCCUCCUGCGCUCUCCUUCCCUCUGAUAAAACUCCAGUGCAUUGCGGUACUGCUAUGGAGCCCAGGGAGACUUUGGGCAGCUCCCGGCAAAAGGGAGGCGAGGUGGAUUUUCUGCUGGCCACUGUUGCUUCCGCAAAGCCUCCACCUGCCUCUGGCUGUGCAGGAGAAACGAUGCUGCCCACGGCAGGCUCAGGGAAAGGGAUCCUGGUGAGCGGAAAGCGGAUGGAGCCCGAAGAAGAGGAUGAGCUGGGUUAUGGGAGAGAUGUGGAUUCCACUUCUAAUGCAGACAGCGAGAAAUGGGUGGCAGGAGAUGGGCUGGAAGAGCAAGAGUUUUCCAUCAAGGAAGCUAACUUCACAGAGGGGAGUUUAAAACUGAAGAUCCAGACCACCAAGAGAGCUAAGAAGCCCCCAAAGAACUUGGAGAACUAUAUUUGCCCUCCUGAGAUCAAAAUCACCAUCAAGCAGUCUGGGGAGCAGAAGCUUUCCAGAGCUGGGAAAAAUAGCAAAGCAGCGAAGGAGGAGGACAGAGCACGCUCCAAAAAGAAGGGAAAAGUCAUCAGAGAUGUGAAACUGCUCAUGAGUUGUGGUUGCAGAAAAGGGAAAAAUGCUCAAGUGAAAGACUCGGAUCAGGUGUGUGGUUUUUAUACCAUGAGCUAUAUAAAGAAUUGGGACUAGCCACCUACAUUCUGGCUGAAGCUUUGGAGAGCUCUGUUGCUGAUGAUUUCAUUUACUGCUAUUUCUCCAAUGUGCCUCUGGAAGGGAAGACACCUUAAACUCCUUGACUUGGAGUCUGCAUCCCUGGGCCUGACAUCCAAAAGCACCUAUCUGUAUGGUGGUUUCCAGGGUGCCAGUCACCAGUGAGUAAAUCCCGACCCUGUCAUCGUGGAGGGCAGAAGCCCAAACAGGCUCACAUGGGGCUGGGAUUUCCCAACAGUCACAAGGAGCUCAGCUCUCAAGUUGGGUUUUCACCAGAGCAGGAGAGGGACCAGUGGUCUAAGUUGUGGCGUAAUGAUGACAUAGACACCAGGGUUCUUUUAGGGUCAGUAACUGCUACCUCUUUAUUGAUGACAUAACUUCAACUCUCUCUUAUCGAGGGCAUAACUUCAUCUUCCUUAUUGAGGACAGGCUCCCUUCUUGUACCAAUCGCCCCACAGCAGUACUUUUCCACUAACUAUUCGUUGGUCAACAACUUUGCCCGGCAACAGCAAACACCCAGCAACUUCCAUGCCUUAACGGAUGGAGAACAAGCAGUCCAAGACAACAAGGCGUCUCCUGAAUCACCCUUCUUUGUUUCUUCUAAACUCUUUACAUUCCUGAUGGCCUCAUCGUUAAGAGUCUGAUGUUAUCACCAGCCAUGGGGCUUGUCGACCCCCAUGGCCACACCCCCGCACUAAGUUGCAUGGCCUCCCAGUCCAAAUGAAACCCUACAAGCAGAGGUGAAAAGCUAAGCAGUGUAAUAUAAAUACCACAAAACCUUUGGUAACCUCCAAGGGAAUACAGCUGAGCACACUAAAGCACUGGAUUCCCGUCCUCCAUCUUCCUUCUGUGCCAUGGAUGGUCUUGAUGAAGCAUUGGGUUGGUGGAGUGGGAUGACUGAGAGAAGUCCCAAAAUAAGGCUACCUCUUGGCAGCAAACACCCCCGUGUCCUUGGCUACCAUUGGCACCGCUUCCAGUUGUCUGUGUGUUUUGUGGGAGUGAAAUUCAUCUGUGCUCCAAGGCCCAGAACCAAGUCUCUGCACCACAGACAUCCUACUGUAAUUGUAAGGUUCAUAUAUGCUCUUCAGAGUGAUUAUUAGUUUCCCAGUAAUUUAUGCCUCCCCAUAAAUUAUUAUACUGUUGCUUAUUAUUUGAGGUGCGUUGUUGCAUAAGAAUGGCAAUCCUGGGCUAGGUUUUCCUUGUGCUAAACAGUAUAUUAACAUAAAGCAGGAAAAAUGGUUCCUGGGGAAUGAUUUUGGCUGUGUCACUUCUGUACUUUCUAAGGAAAGCAAAACAUCAUUUAAGAACAGGGAAAACUGUGUGGCAUGACAAAUAGUGUGUAUAUUAAGGGUACACACAAGGCUGAGAACCAGAAGUAGCAAAGAGCUCCAUAUUCUCAACACAUGCAGCUUUGCCUUUGUGGGGUUUACUUUUAUUUAUUUUUCCCUGCUUCUCCCAAAUUGUAGGCAGCUCAUCAGUGUUUAACUGCUCUUAUUCUUUGAUUUUUUUUUUUCUUUUUUGCUUAACUUUUCUGGUGGCUUGUGUGAGUUCAAGUGUUACUGAAAGCUUGGGUCCUCCUUGUCUUUCUGUGUGUUUUUGGUUUUAAUAUGACAAAUGCAUGUCUCCUCUGGAAACAGUAUCCAUGCUGCAAAGUAAUUAUUUAGUGAAUGAUGGAUCCAGUUCGUGUUGGCAAGGAUCAGAUUAAUCAUUAUUAAUCGUGACCCCUCUGACAGUAACCACAUCCCUUGCCCGAAUGCUGUUCUGUAUUAAGAAGUAAUGUCUGUUAGGGGAUGGUUGGGCCUCUGCUCUCACUGCACCAGCACAGGGCUCAGGACUGCUGGCAGGGGGCAGAGGAACUCGGUUCAAAAUCAAAAAUAGCUGCAUCCGGCCCACACUCCAGAAAUUAAAUAGGCAACUUCCCCUGGGGGCUUCUUUGCCUCAUCUGAGUGUCCUCCUUUCCUUCAAAGCCUCCUGAGAGUUUACCUCCUUCCAAAGGUUGAAUUCAGUGCUGGGGAUGAAAUAAUCUCUCUGGUGUUUUUUUAUUUUAUUUGCCUGCUCUGAUUUUUGUUGUUGUUUUUGGUUUUGAAUUUGGGUAGAUCCCAGCGCAACCUAAAGCAUGUGGAGGCCAGAUCCUUGCGGUCUACUACCAAGGAUAAGAUUUUAAUGUCUAAACUAGUGGCCGCAGCAGGUUUCAGCUCUGGGACGCCGCUCAUCCCAAACAGUCCACAAAACAGCCACCUUUUUGAGGAUUUCUGGAUUCUUUGAAGAAACAGUGCGCUGUUGAGGUGUGUGGUCAGGUUCAUGUUGGAUGCAAAGCUGUGAGAAGUUCAGAUACAUAUAUCCAUCCUUACUGCUCGUGACACCAGAGAUCUGCUCUGUCAGAUAUACGACAGUAAUUUAAUUCAUGUUUAUUCUGGCUUUCCUAGCACUACAAGUUCUUUUUAGUAAGGUAAGGCACUGCUAUGAGUGGCUGUCAUCAGAAUUUCAGCAAAAGGACAAUGAUUGAAAUAUUGUAUUGAAACUAAUCAUCUUCCCAACCCCCAUACCCCCAAAUUCGCCUUACUUCUUAAAUCCAGGACAAAACCCUUUAGAAGAGAGCAGGGAAAGAACAUCCUUUGUCUGUCUAGCUCUUUGGUACCUGGAGGGUAGCAGUAGGAACUUGAAGCAAACCUGCCACACUCUUUUGAUCUCUGCCAAAGUUGUUGUGGGAGUAACAUUGUUUAAUGGUUGAAGGAAUUUAUUGAAGAAUAAAAGUAACAGCAAAGACAAAGGGCCCAAUACAAAAUUAUCUGGUAAACUGCUGUCAAAUUUUACGUGCUCAGGGCUACUGGUAAUUUCCCAUCUUAAAAAAUGGGGGGGGGAGCUCAAGGGGAGGAAAGGAGGGUAAAAAGUAUAUAAAUAAACCUACCUCUUUAAAUAGCUAACUGGCCUGGCCUAAACUGUGUUGGAGCUAAGUUCCUUUGGCAGAUGGCACUGCCAAGUCUGCUGAGGGUGUAGCAGAGGGCUGAGACCAGGUUUGGGGAAUCUGCCUUAGCUUCAGUGGCUCUGCCUUGCAUUCAUCCACUUGUCAGCAAGAAAUGUGCUGAAGCAUGAAACGAGGGAGUGCAAAGGCUCCCACCGCCACACUCCAUCCGAGCAAGUCUGGAUCACACCCCCAUGGUUAAUGUUUCUCUCCGCUAAAAGGAAUAAGAGCAAUAAAAAUAAAUGAAAGCAUUGGCUAACAGUUGGAAAUACACAGGUGGAAGAAAGAAGGAGAGAACUAGGGGAGUGAAGGUAAGCCUAUAUCUCCUGCUCUGAGUUAAUGGCAGAGAUUUAAUCUCUGCUUGAAAAAUCAUUGGAUUCUGCAUGGGUUAUAAAAAGAAAAAAAAAAAAGUAAAAUACAAAGAGAGAGGACAUUAAUUGUCUGAGGUGUCUGGGCAGUAAAGCACCCUUAAAAAUAUUUCAUUUAUUGAAUGAAGCAGGCUAAGUGAUCCUAUAAGGAACUUAGGACUAUAGGAAACUUUCCAAGAUCAUCCAGUCCUUUGAGAUCUCAGGCAACUUCUACAUUAUAUCACUGAUUAACACAUCCAUUUUGGCACUGGUUAAAAUGCAAUUACCAGAAGUAAUACUCGUAGCUCUGUCAUUACCCUCAUCCCACCAUUAGUCUUUUACUUUCCAAAAUACUCACAUAAUCACUGCAUCUUGUUCCUGCCACUGGAUUAGGUCUUCUUACCCCUAAUGAUGUGAGCGUUGGUCUCAGCCAGGUGGGCUGACUUUGCUUUUCCAUUCACCCAUCACAAUUCUCUUGUUACUGGCCGUGCUGUAGGGAGGAAACAGGCCCACUCGGUGAACCAAAAUGCUGGACAAAAUUUACUCAGAUAUAUUUUUUUAACUGAUAAUUUCUUCCUCUUAGUGGCAUCUGACCUGAAACGAGAGGUAUUUGAAU